GAUGUUGAUAGGUAAAUUAUUAUAGCUACCUAUUAUUAUUAAUUGUUAGUUAUACCUAAACUUGUAACGCCCCUUUUUUACGUUUAACGUUUCAACAGAGUUAGUUAAUCGGUUAUCAUGGUUGUUAGCAAAAAACGGUUAACAUGUGUUUACAGUUGUUGAACCUGUGUGUUGAACUUACAAACACUAACAGGCAAUUAGCGGGCCAAUACAAUUGAUGUUUAAUAAGAAAUGGUCAAACGAAGGUGUGUUAUAUUUCGUGGGCUAAGCUAUGUAGGCCAGUCGAUACUGAAAACAUUUUUUACGUCCAGGAUUGUAUCCUAACACAGUCGCGUUAUAUAAAAAGUCAGUGUUUUGAAAAGCGAAAUGUAAAUUAAAUAAGAAUGGUUCAACCGCUCAAAAGCUUUGUGGGAAGAGGGAACUCGGCGCCGAUAAGAUUGCGAUAUGUAUUCUUGCUUGCCAUAAUAUUUGGCGGCAGUUUCCUUUUACUCUUAAUUAACAGUGGUACUGAUAUUUUCUUCAUCAACAACGACAUCGGUAAUACGUGGAGAGUACACCGCUUCGAUAUUGUUAGCCCUGAUGAUACUUUUACGAUAAAAACAGAAGGAUGUACCAUCCCUGGUUUGAACCCUUUCAGUGAAGACAUCAAAAAAUUUAUUGAACGCCCCAAAAACAUAAAACCAUGUCACCAAUCAAAUAUAUCUUUACUCGAUAAUAAUGAAACUCACAUAUGGAUCAACAGAGAAAAUUUACAAUAUUACGAUGUACCACGAAAUCCGAAUAUAUCUUGCUGUUAUCAGUCAUUCUAUCGACCGCUAGCCAUCGUGGAUAUUUCUUCUAUGGACGUAGAUGAUAGAGUCAAAUACGAAGCCUGUGUUGAAUUUUCAAACUCUAUAGAAGUAAUGAAUGAAUUUGUGAGAGUGUCUUGUAUUUAUAAGGAGAGAAUACUUUAUGAACAGUUCUUUCUGUUCACGCCCAAAAAACCAUUUUUAUCAUUCAAGGAAGAUUUUCUGGAAACGCCACCAAAUCAAACUGCAUUUAACGUCAUUAUAGUGGGCAUCGAUGCUAUUUCAAGAUUAAACUUCUACAGAACAAUGCCUAAAACAUUGGCAUAUUUAAAAAAGAAGGGUGCCAUCGAAUUUUACGGUUAUAACAAAGUCGGAGACAACACAUUUCCCAAUUUGACCCCUAUUCUCCUCGGUAUGAAGGAUACGGACUUGAAGAGAACGUGCUGGCCGAAUAUGAGGGCGACAUUUGAUAACUGUCCUUUUAUUUGGGAUUUGUUUAAAGAUGUCGGAUACUAUACGGCACUCGGUGAAGACACGGCCACCUUAGGAACGUUUAAUUUUGAAAAGUUUGGUUUCAGUCGAACCCCUACGGACUACUACCUGCACACGUUCAUGCACGAAUCCGAACGUUACACCGGCAAUAACAGAGAUUUUAAUUCCUAUAUAUGUAUGGGAAAUAAAUAUUUCUACAGAGUUCUAUUAGAUUACAUUGGAAAUUUAGCUACGAGCCUUAGAACAUCUAAACUCUUUGGAUUCUUUUGGGAAGUGACAAUGAGCCAUGACUAUUUGAAUUAUCCGAUGGCGAUGGAUGAUAGUUACGAAAAGUUCUUAAAAAAACUCGAUUACACGCGUUACUUAGACGAUACGAUUUUGAUAAUAUUGAGCGACCAUGGCAUAAGAUGGGGUGACAUCCGAUUUACCAAACAGGGCAGACUGGAGGAGCGUUUACCGUUAAUGCAUAUACUUUUACCUAAUUCAUUUCGAGAGAACUAUUCGUUUGCGUACGAAAACAUGAAACUAAACAGUCACCGACUCACAACACCGUUUGAUUUGUACGCAACUUUAACAGACUUGAUAAAUGUCGAAAAAAUUAAAAAUGAAAACAUCAAAAGGCGAUCUGAAACCGGUUACGCGUACGACAGAAGUAUUAGCUUAUUUUUACCGAUUCCAAGCAAUCGCACAUGCAAGAUAGCUGAUAUCGAUGAUCACUGGUGCACGUGUCAUAAAGGGCAGAAAAUACCAAACAACAGCGUAGAGGCAUACGAAGCCGCGGGAAAUUUAAUGGGGCAUUUAAAUACGUUGAUACACACACACCCACAAUGUGCCCGGCUCUCACUUGUAGACAUAGUGGAAGUGACAGAAAUGUUAGCGGGGACGCCAAAUGAAAAAGAAAUUGGAUGGAGGGAAUUUUUGAUUGUAGUGCGAACAACUCCUGGCAAUGGAGUAUUUGAAGCAACUCUUCGCCACGAUGCCCGCGAAUGGUCUCUCGCUGGCUCCAUCAGCCGUUUGAACUUGUACGGCAAUCAGGGUCAUUGUAUUCAUCACUACCAACUCAAAUUGUACUGCUAUUGUCAGUAGCAGUAGUUGUAUAAGUAGUAUUAGAAGUCAAAUAUCUGUGAUAAUGUAAAAAAUACAUACACUUCCCUAUACCUGGUAGGGUAAGUAGGUAGGUAGGUACAUUAGGUCUACCUAUGUACUAAAGCUUUUUCAAAAUCAACGCAUAGUAAAACUCGAUUAAAAGUUUGCUCAAAACAAAAUAUGGCCUAUAUCAAUACUUAAUCUUAGUAUAGGUACAUUAUACAUUAAGUAUUGCUUGCACUUAAAUGUCGAUUCUGUUGCCUAAUGGGUACGUAGACAGGUAAAAAUUAAUUAAUUUCCUUAUGACUAGUAGUAGUAGCACAGUAGCUAGAGUGAAUGGUAACGAUACUUUAGAUACUUGAAUCAUUUAAAAAUUAUUUUAAUUUUAUGUUAACGUCCUCUUAACUGCGAUAUGUUUGUGGAACUUGAAAUAAGCUAAAGUUCAGUAUCAAACCCAUUUUUUGGAAACGCCACAUUAAAACUGACCUAUUGGUGGUACCUACACUUCAAAUAAUUACGUGUUAAGUAUAUUAAUUAUGCUUCAUUGAGGCUUAAAAUACGAGCAAUGUAAAAAAUAUAUAAAUAUACUUAUGUGUAUAGUCUUGUAGGCUAUUAAGUUAAACGAAAACAUGGUUGUUUAAAGUGUAGUCGCACACACUAACUUUAUUCACGUAGUUAAAUUAGAAUUAACAUAGGUACCUACUAAUAAAUAAAAUAAUCAGCUUCCACAUAGAUUCGUAAGUAAGAUUCGAGAUAUUUUUAUAGUUAUCUUUUUGUUGAAGUAGGAAAUUAAAGAUACUAACUAAACAUUAAUAAUAAUUACUUUAACUAUUAGGUCUAACGUUAACUCAGACGAUUCGACCUGCCGAAUCGAGUGUUCCAAAUCACCCGGUUGGUAAAUAGCUGCGCGCAAAGUACAUUUAGCUAUUUUAUUUAUAAGUUAGUAUGACAUAAUUACCCAAGGUAUGAGUUAUGACAUUAUACGAUCAUGGUUCGAUUCACCAUAUCUAAAUACUUUAGUAUAAUUUUCUUAUAAGCUAUCUACAGUGGUCUCUUCUGUUCUCUUCUCUCUCUCUGGGCCGGUUUCCGCCCUUAAACGCUCGUGUGUGUGCUGUGAGUGCGUUGCCCCUCCUCCCCGCCAAAGUCUUCACUCCAGCCAUCCAAGCUCUCUCUAGAAGCCA
Maniola jurtina (meadow brown) is the source of this 3547-nucleotide messenger RNA. RefSeq lists its product as uncharacterized. The coding region runs from base 384 to 2366 and encodes 660 amino acids. The record is from RefSeq and is a predicted model, not a curated record. Lineage: Eukaryota; Metazoa; Arthropoda; Insecta; Lepidoptera; Nymphalidae. The transcript is spliced from 3 exons.